AUCCAAAAAAUUACUUUUUUUUUUCAGAGAAGUGUGACAAAAGAAAGAAGCGCAGGAGAAUAGUCUGUGAAAGAGAUGUAUGCAUUCUCGUGGGAGGGGAGAGCAAUGAAGUUAUUAUGCUGAGAAUUCAUUUUCAUUUCUAUGGCGGUGGCUUUGAGCGUCUGGAAUCUCAUCACACUCCUCAUCCUCUCCAUCGCCGUCAUCUACUGCGUUGGUGCUUUGCAGGAUAACUCUUUUCCUUCUCCUCCCUUAUUAGUCUCUCGGAUUGCCUUCGGCUCGUGCGCCCAUCAGAGCUCUCCUCAGCCGAUAUGGGAUGCCAUAAUCAAUUUUGAUCCCCAGCUCUUUAUUCAUCUGGGUGACAAUAUCUAUGGGGAUAACAAACGUCCCUUUAGGAUGUUUGGGAAGGAGAGAACAAUUGGGCCUUGGAAAAAUAUGCCUAGGUUCUACCCUUCCUCUGAGCAGGAGAUGCUGAAAAAGUAUGAGAUGGCUAAGCAAGUUCCAGGGUACUCUCAGUUAAGGAAGAAGGCUCAGGUCAUUGGCACCUGGGAUGACCAUGAUUAUGGCUUAAAUGAUGCAGGAAAAGAGUUCAGUGGGAGGAACUCUAACCAAAGGCUUCUAUUAGAUUUUUUGGAUGAAGAUGAAGAUAGUCCAAGAAGAAAACAAGAUGGUGUCUAUGCUUCAUACUUAUUCGGACCAAAGGGGAAACAGAUAAAGGUUAUUCUUUUGGAUACUAGAUAUCACAGAGACCCAAUUGGCAGCGAUGGAACCAUAUUGGGUGAUUCUCAAUGGGCGUGGUUGGAGAAAGAAUUGAAGGGUCCUGGAUCAGAACUUACCAUCAUAGCCUCUUCAAUUCAGGUGGUGUCAAAUCUUUCUGCAACCACUGGUCCAUUAUUUGGCAUGGAAUCAUGGGCACGUUUCCCAAAGGAAAGGAAGCGGCUCUUCAAGCUCAUAACUGAUACUAAGAGGAAUGGAGUUUUAUUCAUUAGUGGCGAUGUUCACUUUGGAGAAAUCACACGUUAUGACUGUGGAACCGAGUAUUCACUAUAUGACAUAACCUCAAGUGGACUUACACAAGCCGUUGAGUUGGCUGUGCCGCCACCUUUAGCUUUCAUUGUCAGAUUUUUAGCAUGGUUGACACCGAGUACCAUGAGAAUUUACAACCAAAAAUGCCGAUACAAAUCUUGUGUGUAUGGUCAGCGAAAUUUCGGAACAAUUGAGAUACAAUGGGAUGCAACUCCACAGAGAAUGAAAGCUGAAGUGAGGGAUCUGACUGGAGCUCUUGUCACUGGGGUGGACAUAUUGUUUUCUGAUUUGCAACACAGAAACACAGUUUCUGCAUUUGAUGAAGAAAAGGUCAAGCACCGACAUUGCACUCUUGAGACCGAUCUUCCGUGGAUAGUGAGACGCCGUCUGGCCUUUUUCUGUUUUGGAGCUAUAGCCGCGCUGUUAGUUGGAUUGGUUUUAGUAACAUACAUGCUAGUGAGAAUCAGCAAGAAGCUAGUGACAAAAUUCAAGGUUGAUUGAACACUCUAUAUCAGUAAAUUGCUUGCAAGAGGGCCCAAAACUGCAAGCUUUAGUAGUCAAAAGCAUUCAUUCAUGAACUACUCAAGUGCACACAGCAUUGACAAUCAUGUGUCCCGUUGUCAGCAGACUCAGCACAAUCUAACAUGCCUUUGUGGCCAUUUUACUAGUUUGUAUACUGUUAAGUGUUAAGAACAAAACUAUACUCAACAUCACACUUCUCUGUUAUGACUUGUUAUAGUACCACCUCCACUUCA
Molecule: messenger RNA, 1778 nt
Organism: Dioscorea cayenensis subsp. rotundata (Guinea yam)
Lineage: Eukaryota; Viridiplantae; Streptophyta; Magnoliopsida; Dioscoreales; Dioscoreaceae
Product: alkaline phosphatase D
Exons: 9
Coding region: 142-1524 (460 amino acids)
Source: RefSeq, a predicted model, not a curated record